AUGAAUGCAUUUGGAAGGACGCAUUCAGAGAUUGAAUUGCCCGGCUUGGACCGAUUUAUGAGCCAACAUCACCGCGUUUCUACCUUACCUGCCACAACUUGCUCGGCACAGAAUACGACAACUAUUUCCUGUGAUCCACUUUCCUAUCCGCAUCGUCUUGAUGAGAUGGACAAAUAUGGUCGCUCGGCAUCACGAGCACGUUCAUUGAAAGAUGAUCAAAUAAUUCAGACGGACCAGCCCCUGAUGUCUGAGGAUGCGGAUGACGAUGUGUAUCUGUCUGCAAAAUCCGAUGAUGGAGAAAAUUUUAUGGACGCAGGAGACUCCCUUCCGCACAAUGAUGCCAGUGACCUUGUCCAGUCAAUCAAAUCGAUGUACCGGGUCCUGGACUUGAUCAGUGAACAGGGGAGCGGUGGGCUAGUGGACAAAAUUAUCAUUGCGCAGGAUUCACUCCGGGCAUUCACCAAUACCAUUUGUCCUGGUGCAUAUGUCUCCAUGACGAACGUUGACUUUAGCGCGCUGGACGGUUUGUUCGUGAAGCCCAUCGGCAUCUAUGGGAGCAAAGAGGAAAUAGUGCGACUCUUGUCGUCUCUUGGUGUUGUCGAUGACCACGUGGUGGCCCAGCUUGUUGCGAACCACAGCGAGUCUAAUAUUUCAAAACCAAGUCUUCGCUCUGGACUUUACAUUGUCAGAACAAAAUUUGAAGCUACCUCCGAUGAACAACUAUUCAUUGUCUACUGGCCCGAGGAUGACACUUGGAAUGAUUCAGCCCCUUCAUCCGUGAAACGCACCCGUGUCACCUUCAUGCGGUACCUUACGACGAUAUGUGAUCAAGUUAUGGCACUCAUCUCCCCGGAGCAUGCCCGUUCCGUUGUAUGGAGUGGACAGGAAGACGAAGACACCAUGGAAAUGGACGAAAACCAAGACGAGUAUGACAGAAUGUUCACAUUUGAAGUUAGGAAAACCAACGAACAGGAAGAAGCCAUAAAGCCGCGUCCUGGAUUCAAGGCUACGUCCAGUUACAUAGCCAUGCCUCAGGCUCACCCGGAGAUGACAGUGGAUCUUGGACUGCAUAAGCCCCGGUUAUUGCAUGGCGAGACUAUUCAAGGGUUCAUGACAAACAGCUAUUUACCUGCCAGGCGGAUCACUGAUGAGUGGACGCGCAAGUCCAUUACCCGCCUCCAGUUAAGCAAUUGGCUGUGCAAUGACGGUCUGCGGGUCAAUGAGAACUUGGAUGCCAACGAAGUGCAUCUUUUACUGGACGCAGGUCUUCGGGAUCGCUUUCCGCAACUGUGCAACCAAUGGCAGCAGGAGUCGGCCGAUAUUUCAUCGAAUGUCAGGGCCUUCAACGCAUCGACAGAGGUCAGAACCAAGAGAAAGUUGGAGGAUGACUCACCCCUUCUCACUCCCAUUUUCCAUUGGGCAUUGGUUGACGCCAUUAUUCAGAAAUUUCCCACUUUUACCUAUGAUUCCUUCCCUUACCCUACCAAAAACAUGCAGGGCUUGCCCUGCAACUCAAGGUAUAUCUUCUGUCCAAUCAAUUCGUUUGAUAAUAACGCUCUGUCCAGAACCGGUCGAACCUGCUACUGCUCCUUCCUCCCAGAUCAAGUGACGGAUUGUCUAGAUCGACUUUCAACUAUCAUUGAGCUAUAUCCAGAAAUAGGGGAAGAGCUUCGUCACACGGUGCAAAAGCUGCGCAUUGAGAAGAUCAACGAUCGCGAUUUCGAGAGCUCCAAGGAACGAAUUUUUAUCGCUCAAAGCCUGCUUCGUCAAUCUCCUGAUACCAAGAUGAAAGAUGAAGAUUUUUUGAAUGUAAUUCUUCACAAGGAUAUGCGACACGUCAGGGAAUCUGUCAGGAUGAUAGGACGGAGUGCUUCCCCGCAUCAGCAGCCAAAGGGAUUGAUCAACACCGCUUGGAGUGGUAUUAAUUCCCUCAUCUCGUCUGGACAAGACUCCCAGUUCGUCGAUGAGAUAUUCAACAAUGCAGAGGCUGCUGCAUCUGCGAUCAGUGACACUCAAUUCCUUGCUGAGUUGAAUGACAUUGAAAAGCUACCUGUCAUGAAAAAAGUCGUCGCGGAUACUAGGGCUGCUGCCUUGGCGCACUUCAGAUCACUUCUGACGAUGCAAGCAACAAAUUUGACUCGUUUGGCGCUGGAUGUACAAAUCAGCAAAUGUGUUGCCCGUAUUCGCAGGGAAGCGGUCGGCAGUGAAGAACAACAACUGGCUGAAUUACGAAAGAAGUUCAUUGCUUCCUUCAAUGCCCAUUCGCAGAUGGGUUUUCAUUCGCACACCUCACUUAUCGAUGUCAUCGAGGAUGUACGAGGCUUAUUGUCUCUAGCAGCGUCUUCAGUGCAAAUAACUGGUUCAAGGGAAUAUUUCGAGCGGCCAAAGCUGAAAUUUACAGUCCACCCCAUGCAACUGACAACGCAGGAUUUACAUUCCUUACAGUUAGAUUCUAGCACGAUUCCUUCACCAAAGUUCAGAAACUUGUACUCGUUCAAGUUACCUCUUGGUUAUUCAGUGGUGAGAGCGCAAUUGCUUCCAGGCGAGAAGAUCUUGCUCGUGACGACUGAUCGGUUUGGAAGCUUGACGGUGUACCUGGAACACCUCACUGCUAUCGAGGGCGCCUUGGUUCACGGCGGCCGCGGGAAAAAGCUGAAUAGCGAUAAGAUUGGCGAAUUUGUUCUGGCUUUCGAUGAGUCGAAGUGUGUGCUCAGCGUUGUUGCCACAGAGAAACUCUUAUUACACAUCUUCGUCUAUGAUGAUAACCGUGUCGGUUUCCAAGCUAAUGGCAGUGCAAUCAACUUGACGCAAUGGUAUCCUGAAGGGACUUCUAUCGCUCAUGCAUGUUUCAUAUGCGGCGGGGAAGAGUUGCUGCUCGUUGAUACAUUGGCACAGGCCAGAGUUUACUCCUUGACGACCAUGCAAUUCAGGCCUGCGACGCUCAAUCUCAUCCAGAUUCCAACGGCAGUUUACUCGACUCCAGAUGGUUCUUGCUUAAUCACCGCUCACGUGCAUGGGUCUAACUUGAAACUAACCGCCUACCACUGGAGUACGUUCGGCUCAACGGAUGGCAUUCCGCUCGAGAUACCUGAUCUUCCAUUGGACCAGCCACUACUUUUGACAUCGCUGACUAACCGGAAUAUCGUGCAUUUGGUCACACUUGACAUCGACACUCGAUCGUGUCGAUCUAUUGCCCUUGACAUCACCCGGAAAGCGACAGAGUUCACCUUCAAAGAAAGGGGCACUCGAGGAGGGAAUGCAAAAUCAGCGAAUGUCGCUGCCUACAGCUCCCUCAUCGAUUGUCACGCUGAAGUAUGGACGCGCUUUCCGGUUCUUACUGCCAUCCAGCGCGAAACAAUCACGUCGUCCAGUAAGAGGAGUCAGCGAACGUUGGUGUUCAUCACAGAACAAGACCAUCAUAGAUUCGUACCGCACUUCCGCGAUCUUAUUUCAACCUUUGAAAGGACGUCAAAGAAGCCAACUGGAAAUCUUCUCAAGAGAAUUGAUGUCUCUUCAACGACAUACUCUGCUUUUCACAAUAGUCACCUUGGUGGUGCCGAGUGGAGCGUGUCGAAAUUCCGCGCUGGGGAGUGGCUGGCAGAGUUCCUCUGCCUCAUUCCUAUCCAGAUUGCCGUGACAAUGGAAAAUCGUUUCAUUCCGCUCAAGGACGGGGUGUAUUCCACUCAGCUGGAGAAGUCCCUUCUCGGCGCGGAUGUCAACCACAUUGUCGAUCACUUGUCCUUUGGUUGGUAUGAAUCUUUGUUCCAGUCAUACAUGGCCAAAAAGCCUGUCAAAGUCGUGUCAUCUAUGGGCGAACAAUCAGUGGGGAAAAGCUUUUCCUUGAACCAUCUCGUAGACACAUCUUUUGCUGGAUCAGCGAUGCGCACAACAGAAGGAGUGUGGAUGUCGGUGACUCCAACGAAAGAUGCUCUUGUAGUCGCUUUGGACUUUGAAGGUGUCCAUAGUAUUGAGCGUUCAACUCAAGAAGAUACUUUGCUCGUCCUUUUCAAUACUGCAAUCUCUAACUUGGUGCUAUUCCGGAAUAACUUCGCCUUGAGCCGCAAUAUUACAGGACUAUUCCAUUCAUUCCAAUCGAGUGCGACUGUCCUAGACCCAGCAGCCAACCCGAAUCUGUUUCAAUCAACAUUGGUGAUCAUCAUCAAGGACGUCGUGGAUUCAGAUAAAGCAGAUAUAACCAAAGAAUUCGCUCUCAAGUUUCAGAAGAUUGUCCAGGAUGAACAAGAGGCCAAUUUCAUUUCUCGCCUCCACGCUGGACAGUUGAAUAUAAUUCCAUGGCCGGUGAUUGAGUCGCAGGAAUUUUACAAGCUGUUCCCAGCCCUUAAGCGUCAAUUGGACAAACAGAAACUCACUCAUAAUACGGCGGGAGAGUUCCUUCAUGUAAUGAAGACUUUGAUGGCAAAACUGAAGGCAAAUGAUUGGGGCGCUCUCUCGCAAUCAAUGGCCUCGCAUCGAGCACAACUUCUUUCAGUUAUGUUGCACAACGCUCUGGCAUUUGGACUGCAAGAGGUUGAUCCUUGUCCGGAACCUUUGAAGAACCUGGAUGACGGUGUCCCAAUUGAUAUGCCUGAUACUGCUUCAGAAUUCUCAUUAGCGGAGGGGAAGCAGUCUUCUUCUCGCGAGGCCGCUCUGCACGUCCUGUCUCAUGCAUGGCAAGACUAUGAUUCUCGCCAACACAUGGCAGACGUUCUUUGGAUUGAGAAUUUGACCGCUCACAUCGACAACCUGAUCAAUUUGCGCGUUGCUCACGUUCGCGAGUGGAUAUCAAUGAAUGUCGCUCGCUUUCCAAGUGGGCAAGCAAGCAUUGGCGAGCUUAUCAGAACGUUCGGCAGUGCAACAAUAGACUUGAAGAGCAACUUGCAGUUGUGCAAGCUGAAAUGUGCAAGCUGCGAGCUACUCUGCGUUCAGAGCAGAUUGCACGAUGGACAGCACAAUUGCCAGACUUCUCAUGCUUGCAUACAUUCGUGCGAUUUCUGUGCGUUGUUUGGAGAGACCAAGGCUUGCACGAUGUCGUGUAUUGUGAAUGCGCAUCUCUGUGGUCAAGUUUGCAAACUCUUCGGGAGACAGGGAUGUCUAGAUGAGUGUACGAAGGUGAUCGGGCACGCAGAAGAUGAUCAUCUAUGUGCUGCUACUGUCCAUGCCUGCGGUCAGCCCUGUGAGCUGUCAAAAUUUAGGUUGGCUGACAGAUCAACUCCACCUUGCCGCGGUAUAUGUGGCACUCCAAUUGACGUGGACCAUGACCAACACCAGUGUGGUGCUCGACUUUGCUCUUUCCCCUGCCAACUUUGCAAGAGGCUCUGUGCGAGUGCGGACCAUCUUCACGGCUUGCAAGACAGCGCCAUUCAUCUCUGCGGGGAGGAACACCCGUGUCCCAUGCAGUGCAUUGCUGAUGGCAUCUGCGAAAUCGAGACUGCGCCACAAUCGAUCGAGGCAACGUUCACUGGAAAGCACGAAACAUUCCAGUAUACGAAGGUGGCGUGCUUGGCCAAACGACUGAGAUGUGCCAAGUCAAUACCACCAGGCCUGGUCGCCCAUGAAGGUCAGCACAACCAUAGUUUGGACCAAAGAGUGGUGCAUUUCUGCAGAGCGAAGUGUGAGCAUUGUGGCUACUAUUGUACAUUGCCGCUCGGUCACCCGCAACAAGAGCAUGAAACUAGACACGGAUCCAUGUCUUCGUCACGAUGGGCAAUCGAUGGCCCAGAUGGUACGGGUCUCGAGGUUGAAGGCCGUCGCUUCUCCUCCAACGAUGAAGGUGCACCGAUGAUGUGCAACAUUAUCUGCCAGACAUUGGGCAGACACGUACACAUUGACUACUGUCGAUCGCAGGAUGCUACCCCAUGCAUAUUGAACCCUGAAGCUCUGCAUAUCUCCAAGAGAGUGUUACCAACCCCGGAUCGUCCCAAAGACUUUUUGACGCACAAUCUCUUCUGGCGACGGAGUGGCUUCAAAGAUCCGUACUCCCGGGAGGAACAAGCGAACUUUGCAAAGUGUGACGCCAUGUGCAGCGGUCCUGAACACACAGCUACAGAGGGAAAUGCCGCUCAGCCCUCUUUUUGUACUUUGCCUCUCUUCCACGUUGCAAUGGAUCCAAACACCCCCCUAGCGAGACUCGGAUACGUCUCCAAUGAUGGGCAUCAUUUCUCUUGUAGGAAUCCUGUUGUGAUGCAGCAAGCGUUUCACGUUGAUAGAUCUGGCUCCAUGCGUUUGACGGACCGACAACCUCUCAGGAAUACCCCCGCCUCGGACAAAAUUAUUCAAAGCUCUAACAAUAGGUUUGGCGCUGUUCUGUCGUCCUUGUAUAGCUUUUGGUCUGCCCGAGCUGCAGUAGUCGCUGGUUCCCAAGCAGUCAGACGAGACUCCUACAGUGUUAUCCUGUUUGAUCAGUCUGUUGUGGACGCCGUGGUGAACGAUUUCUCCAGCUCGCCUGACAACCUACUAGACGCUGUGUUACGUUAUCGAACUUCGGCAGGCACAAACUUCACUGCUGCCAUUCAACGUGCCCAAUCAGUUAUGGAGCAACACUGGAGCACAGAGAGAACGCCUGUAAUUAUAUUCCUGUCCGACGGCGAGAGCCCUAUUGAGAACCAAACUGUUCAAGAUUUGUGCCGCGCUGCAGUCCGUCUUGGAAAGGCAUUAUCCCUCCAUUCCGUAUCUUUUGGCCGAGAUAAAUAUUCUUCGUCUUUGAGAAGAAUGUUUCAGAUCGCUCUAGAAACCCAGAACAACGCCCCGCGAAACCCCUUAGCUUCCGCGGCAUCUACUGUUGCGUCCACAUACUCAGAAGCUUUAGAUACGGUUCAACUCGCUGAAACAUUCCUUGGAAUUGCUGAUUCACUCACAAAACCAAGAGGGUUUCUCAUUAGCAACAAAGACACGUAAAAUGUGGGAAGGAAUACAAAAAUGAUGUUUAAACGUUGUGUUUAGAUGUCUUGGCUAGAUGACUCAGUGUUCAACAAUACUGCCAGCGGGUGUGAAGUUGUAUUACCACUAUAGAAAUUAGCAUUUAAUACUAAGUAAGUGCAUAAGAACAUUCAAACACCAGCCGUCAGGG
Messenger RNA from Suillus subaureus, 7066 nucleotides. RefSeq lists its product as uncharacterized. Bases 1 to 6894 code for a protein of 2297 amino acids. NCBI's taxonomy places the organism in Eukaryota, Fungi, Basidiomycota, Agaricomycetes, Boletales, Suillaceae. The record is from RefSeq and is a predicted model, not a curated record. The transcript has 38 exons. Gene Ontology annotation, molecular function: GTP binding; GTPase activity.